AUUCUUUCAUGCAUAUACGUAUGAUCUACAAUUCUAUAUGUAACCAGUACUCUACCUACAUUCGUCUCACUGCUUGCCCUCCCGGCUCCCUGAAGUUGGCCACAUCGUUAUGCUCUCCCGACAAUGAAGCGCCGACAGUGCUCUCGCAAACAUGCGCCUCCUCGAUCUAUUGUGUCUUCUUCCUCUCCUUAGCAUCCUAAACUAUGUUUCAGCGCGUGCGGACGGCGGAAUCGUAAAGCCUGGCGAUCACCCAACCAACAGUCCGAUAUCCAUUUCGCUCUUCUCCGAACUGGAGGAGCUGGCACGUCUAGUCGACAUCGCAUACUGCGUCGGAUCGUUAGGUCUGGGCGUUCAAAAACCCUUCCGGUGCGUCAGUCGAUGCCAUGACUUUCCGCAUAUGUCACUCGUUGCGACAUGGCAUACUGGACCCUUUCUCUCCGACUCGUGCGGGUAUAUCGCAGUGGAGAAGAACCCGUCCGGUCCUCCCCGCGUUAUUGUAGCCUUCCGCGGCACCUACUCCAUCGCGAACACGAUCGCGGACCUAUCCACGAUCCCUCAAGCAUACGUCCCAUAUCCCUCUGACCCCACUUCGCCGACAAGUUCUAUUGCUACAGCGGCCGUUCAGGCUCGCUCUACCCACCAUAUCGGAUCAGACUUGCCUUUUAAGAACGGUGAGGAUGUUUCAACAUCCGUUCCGUGUCCCAAUUGUACGGUCCACUCCGGGUUUUUAGGGACAUGGCUCAACGCACGACGUUCCAUCCUUCCAGAACUGCUUCCGGUCCUCCAGGCCAACUAUAAUGCGACGCUUCACAUUGUCGGGCACUCGCUCGGCGGGGCGGUUGCCUGUCUGGCAAGCCUCGAACUGCUGGGAAGAGGAUGGGACCCCGUUGUGACUACAUUUGGCGAGCCGAUGGUUGGGAAUCGAGCGUUCGCACAAUACGUCGAGGACCGCUUUGACGUGGGUUCUGAUACUUCAGGCGACGAGAAGUUCGGGGUUCAACGGUAUCGACGCGUCACGCAUAUCAAUGACCCCGUUCCUUUUCUGCCCCUCGAGGAAUGGGGAUAUGCACCGCAUAGUGGUGAAAUCUACAUCACGGCACCUCAACUCCCUCCAGCGCUGGACGAUAUAAUCUACUGUUAUGGUCCUGCCGACGCGAACUGCAGCCGCAGCGCAGUAGAUUCCGAAGCCGCGCUGUCCAGUGUCGACCUCCUGGCCGACGAUAUGGAUGGCACCAAUCUACUCGUGCAAACAUCUGGUGACGGGACGAAAUCGGAGCUGGAGGCCCAGUGGUGGCUUCGAAAAACACUUGGUCGAUGGGCUGGUGGAAUCAAGAAUCCAAUCCCGGGGAGAUUGCAGCUUUGGCAGCUAUUUUUUGCCCACCGUGAUUAUUUCUGGCGAUUAGGGCUGUGCGUUCUAGGAGGCGAUCCUUGGGACUGGGGUGGUUAUCCUUAUCCCGGGAAGGAUGCGGGGGAUAAAAUUGUUAGGAAUGAAAAGAUCAACUUGGAUCUGUAGCAACCUUCAAGCCAGGACUCGAGGCGGAUGAACACGGUGGGAAUUGGCGAUGUGGUCGUUUGAUCAUUAAGAUGAGUUGUGCUGCUGCAAUUACAUCGCCUAGAUCGUAGAAAUAUGAAUUAUGUCAUUUCCCUUUGGAUGAACGAAUAUC
Eremomyces bilateralis CBS 781.70 is the source of this 1664-nucleotide messenger RNA. RefSeq names its product alpha/beta-hydrolase. Gene Ontology annotation, biological process: lipid metabolic process. The transcript has 2 exons. NCBI's taxonomy places the organism in Eukaryota, Fungi, Ascomycota, Dothideomycetes, Eremomycetales, Eremomycetaceae. The coding region runs from base 152 to 1513 and encodes 453 amino acids. The record is from RefSeq and is a predicted model, not a curated record.